Oncorhynchus gorbuscha (pink salmon) is the source of this 2204-nucleotide messenger RNA. RefSeq names its product EMILIN-3-like. The transcript has 2 exons. The record is from RefSeq and is a predicted model, not a curated record. Bases 16 to 1416 code for a protein of 466 amino acids. NCBI's taxonomy places the organism in Eukaryota, Metazoa, Chordata, Actinopteri, Salmoniformes, Salmonidae.
GGCUCUCCCUCCAUCAUGGAGCUGCUGGAUGCUAAGCUUGCUGGCGUCCGCGUUGAGAUCCUGGACAGCUUCGAGAGGCGUCUGUCUGGCCUGGAGAACCACUGUGAGGAGAGGAUAGGAGAGGUCCAGAGACAGUGUCAUAAUGAACACAUGAACGGACAGGAACAGAUUCAGCAGUCACUGGACAGCAGAGAGACUGGCCUGAGAGAGGAGCUGGGUACUCUGCAGGCCCAAAUACAGGGACUGACCCUCACUGAGAGCUGCUGCGGACAGGUGAACAGCCUGUCCCAGCGGGUGUUGAUGCUAGAGGAGUCAGUGACGGGGUUAACGGAGUCUCAGCGCCAGCUCCAGGCUGCUCUCACUGACCAGACUAUCCACAUCGAGACCCUGAUAGAGGCCCGUCUGGAGAACAUGGAUGGCCGGCUCAAUGCCACAGAGUCUGGGGAAGUAGGGGUUGCCAGGGUGCCUUGGGAGCUGGACGGCUUCAAGAACCUGGAGGACAAGCUGAAGACCCUGGAGAACAGGGUGUUUGUGGCCGUGGAAGAGCUGAGAAACGCCACCGCCCCAGCUCUGCUGGAGGGUCAGGUGGUGCCUGCCCUGGAGACAGAGAUCGAGUCAGUCAGGAGGAGGGUGGAGGGAGACCUGGACGGCAUUCAGAAACAGCUCACAGACCUGGAGCUCCUCUGCACCUCCUCCUGCUCCCCCGCAACUACCCCUGAAGGAGGCACGGGGACAGGCCUAGCAGAGGAGGAGUGUGGGGAGGUAGAGAAGAAGGUGUCAGGUCGUCUGGACUCCCAUGCCGACCAGCUAGACCAUCUCAACACCACGCUGCAGACCCUUCUGAACCGUAUCGCCCAGGAGGAUCAGGAAGGCUCUGUCCAAGGAGAGAUCACCCUCCUCAAAAUCAAUGUCAACUCUGUCAACCGCACCCUGAAGGGUCUGAGGGACUCGGUUAGCUUGUUCACUAAGGGAGUGGGCCAAGCUAAUGCCACAUGGACACACAGGGAGAACCAGCUAGCCACCGAGGUCCAGGGCAUCACCCAGCUGGUGGGGCGCCAGGCCUCCCUCCUAGGGGCCGGGGAGCGCCGAUUAGCCCAGCUGAAGGGGGAACUGGUGGGCCUGAGGAGGAGGCUGGCCGGAGAGCUGCAGGGCUGCUGGAGCACGGCCCUUGGGGUUCAGAGGGAGGUGAAGGAGGUGGAUAGUCGUGUGUCCCAGGUGGAGGGACAGUGUGGCAGCCUGGGGGAGCUGGCGGACCACCUGGAGAGGAUCAGAGCAGAGCUGGAGAGACACUCUGACUCGUACCUGUCACAGGUGAAUGGAACGCUGGCCAGUCACUCUACACAGCUAGCCGAGCUGAAGGGAGAGAUCAAAGACUGUGUCGGGAAGGGCUCAGCCAAUCAUAGGGGAGACCAGUAGCAGCCGAGCUACGGAGAGAGACUUAUGUGUGUCAGUAGUGUGAAGAGGAUUCACAUUUUCAUCUGCUUUCCUUCAUCUCCUCUGAUGGGAAAGUUGAGAAGAAAUUCAGGAUUCCAUCAUAUUGCUUUGACCUACCCUAACUGUUCAGAUCUGGGAAGGAGAGGAGAUGAGGAGAAGAGGCUAUUUGAAACUAUUGACAUGCACACUUGGUUGUAUAGUUGGGCAAUAUUUUCCCUAAAGGGAUAUUUUUGUUGUUGUUUUUCUGAUAUUUUUGUUCUUUUGACAUUUUAUUAGGAUUUUUAAUAACUGACUUUUUAACUUAUAUGAAGAAAUGAUGGUUGCAUUGUUAUACUUUACGUAUUAGAGAUGUGUGUAAAACCAAUAACAAAAACAAAGUGAAUGAUGUAAGACUAAUGAGCAGCUAUGGCUUUCUACUGGCAAACACACUCCACUCUGUGUGGACUCUUCCUUUAAAAAUACUGGAGCCUAUGUCAACAUGAAAGGUGCUAUAAUAUUUGUAAACAUUUAGGGUUUUUUAUUGUAAAAAAGAAAUGUAUUUCUCCUUAAAGUUUUGUGUUUUCUUCUUUGGUCAUUCUGAUGUCUAAGACGGAAUAGUAUUAUGCUGAAGAGUUUUGAUACUAAGGUGAACUAGUAGCCUGGUCCCAGAUCUGUUUGUGCUUCUCCAUCUCCAUUGCUCAUUGUCAAGCCAAACAAUGAGUGACGGGCAGUUGACAUGAUGGCACAAACCGACUGGCACUCAUACUAGGCCACUGGGCCUACUCAUACAA